AAUGUCAACAAUUGAUAUCCGCGUUGAAAAUUCAUAAAUUUUCAAUUGUGCUUUUAUUUGUUUAUUUCUGCGACGCGCGCGUUCAGCUAUCUCUGAGCGAGGGUCAAUUGCCACGUAUUCUCUCCCCCUAAUAUACUGCGCAAGACAGAGUUUCUUUAUUAUUCAAAAUAUAAAGAUUUUUUUGCUUUUCGACGAGAAUAUAAAAAGCCGAUUUAAUAAUGAAUAGACUUCAGUCCAGUUUAAAGAAUCCUCUCACGAUGACUAUUCUUAACACUAUCAAGAGUUCGACGGCUGGUUUCAAGACUGUCAGUCACUGCAUCUUCGACAUGGAUGGCUUAUUAUUAGACACAGAAACAUUGUAUACUCUCGUGACACAAAACAUUCUUGACGAAUAUAGUCCGGGUAAGAUAUAUACAUGGGAGUUAAAAGUCACUCUAAUGGGACUACAGAAAGAAGAUGUUUCAAAGAAAAUUGUGGAAAUUUUUGAUCUCCCAAUUACAUGGGAAGAAUACGCUGAAUUAGCUCAAGCACAAAUUGAAGAUCUUAUGAAGAAUUGUCGCUUGAUGCCAGAUACGGAAAAAAUUUAUGAAAAGGCUGUUGAAAAUAUAGCAAAGAAAUACAACCGACCAUAUCCAUGGGAUGUAAGAAUGAAAAUUCUUGGAACUAUUGAACGACGAACAUGUGAAAUAGCUGUUAAAGAAUUAAAAUUGCCUUGUACAGUUGAUGAUUUUCAACGUCAAUUUGUGCAAAUUACUCUUAAGAAUCUUGAAAAUGUUUAUUUAUUCAAAGGCGCUGAACGUUUAGUGAGACAUCUUCAUGAGAACAACGUGCCCAUUUGUUUAGCAACUUCAAGUUCAAAGGAAUCUGUUGAAGUUAAAACAACUCAUCACAAAGAAUUGUUCAAUUUAUUCCAUCACAAAGUCAUGGGUUCAAGUGAUCCUGAAGUUAAGGAAGGAAAACCAGCACCAGAUAUUUUCCUUGUUGCUGCUAAGCGUUUUCCAGAUUCACCCAAACCAGAUGAUGUAUGUUUAGUGUUUGAAGACGCUCCAAAUGGAUGCAAAGCUGCAAGAUCAGCUGGCAUGCAAGUUGUUAUGGUUCCUGAUUCACAUGUCUCAGAAAAUCAAAAACAAGACGCCACAGUUGUGUAUAAAUCACUUUUGGACUUUAAGCCUGAAGAUUUCGGCUUACCACCGUACAAAGAUAAUUAAAUUAAAAUAAUCAUUUCACUGUAAAGGGAAUUCAUUUAUGAAAUAUAAACAUGACUUUGUCUGCUGCUAAAAUUCAAUAAAUGAAAUUUAUUUAGUUUCCAAAGCAUUAAAAGAA
This is a messenger RNA of Clunio marinus, 1323 nucleotides long. The record is from the annotation of a GenBank genome assembly. Lineage: Eukaryota; Metazoa; Arthropoda; Insecta; Diptera; Chironomidae.